CAUAGUGAUCGGAAGUUUAUUUUUCCGAGAAACUGUGUGUCAAGAGAAAGAGGCAUUUCUUAAUAAUGAUUAGUCAGAUACAUAGCAAAGAAGGAGAAGAAGAAGAAGAAGAAAAGAAAAUAAUUAAGGAAGUGAAAUGUGAAAAAAGGAGAGCAAAAUGACUUCCCAAAGGGGGACCCACCCUAUAAACUUUGACAGCAUUUCCUCCUAGCCACCUGCAUAAAAGUGACCAGCACUUUCCAAAUGGCAAAGAGCACACAGAGAGAAGACACAGGAGCAGCUGGAAGGAUUGCAGUGAGAGGAUAUGAAGGCACAGGGUGUUGCCCUCUGGCUCCUGGGUACUGCACUUGUCCUGUGCUCCAUGUACACGCAUGGGUUCAGGAGGUGCCUAACUUCUGUGGACAUGCAUCACCUAGAAGAGUGUUUCCAAGAAAUCAAAAGAGCCGUCCAAACCAAGGACAUCUUCCCAAACAUCACCAUCUUGUCCACAGUGGAGACCCUGAGGAGUGUUAAGCCCAUGGAUGUGUGCUGUGUGACCAAGAAUCUCCUGGAGUUCUACAUGGACCGGGUUUUCAAGGACCAUCAGGAGCUGAAGCCUCAGAUCUUGAGAAGAAUCAGCAGCAUUGCCAACUCUUUCCUCUACAUGCAGAAAACCCUGCAGCAGUGUCAGGUGCAGAGACGGUGUCACUGCAGUGAGGAAGCUACCAAUGCAACCAGAAUGGUGCAUGACAACUACGAUCAGCUGGAAGUUCCUUCUGCUGCCACUAAAUCUCUGGGAGAACUCGAUGUCUUUCUAGCUUGGAUUGAGAAGAAUCAUCAGGAAACUUCACCUGCCUGACACCAGGAGCUGAUCCAAGGGUGAACACUUCGUGUUUCCUGAGGAGACAGCUGACUUUGAAGGCAAGAGAGAUGGAGAGGUCACUCCAUGUUCACUGAAGUGGAGGUCUUUUCAAAGAAACUGACUUCUCUCCUCCGGAACUGGGGCAUUGUAGGGAAAAACCUGAGCCUGAGCAGAUCUCACCCUGCAGCCCAAGUCUCCCAGGCAGGUUUCUGGCUGUCUGAUCCCACUUGAAAAUAGCCAGAUUGUCUACGGUGAUAUUUAUGAUGAAACAGGUCAUUUGAAAGCCCUCAGAGCCAUCCUGGAAGGAGAGGGUUGUUUCCCCAUUAACUUAUUGCAAAGUUGCCUCUCCCACGGCGGUGUUGUGAGCUAUGUAGUCUCCUGUAGUACAUAUUGUACUGCCUGACACUUCUGAAUAAACUCUGCUGUACUUAUGAGUGGAAA
This is a messenger RNA of Chinchilla lanigera (long-tailed chinchilla), 1282 nucleotides long. RefSeq names its product interleukin 19 (gene Il19). The record is from RefSeq and is a predicted model, not a curated record. NCBI's taxonomy places the organism in Eukaryota, Metazoa, Chordata, Mammalia, Rodentia, Chinchillidae. The transcript has 6 exons. Bases 305 to 838 code for a protein of 177 amino acids.